AAUUUAGUACCUCACAGUCCCAAUGUUCUUGUGGCCAAGAAGCAAGUUUCCAUUAAUAAUGAGGUCUCCGUAUCUCCUGGUGGUCGUAUUCAUUCCACCCUGAGAACACCCAAUGGCACGGUUCUUAGGCGUUGCCAUUUUCGCUUGGGAAAUUUUAUGACCACCAAGAAGCGCUGUGUUCACAAGAAUGGAUCUUGCAAUGUUAUUUUGUCCCAUAUUAAGAGGAGAAGAUUGAAAUUCUUAGGAGAUAUUUUUACAACACUCGUUGAAACAAAUUGGAGUUGGGCUCUAUUUAUUUUCUCAAUGAGCUUUGUACUUUCCUGGAUGGGGUUUGCCCUUCUCUACUGGCUCAUUUGCUACACUCAUGGGGAUUUUGAGGAAUUUCACCUUCCUCCCGAUCAAGAACAAUUUAAAUGGACCCCGUGUGUGUACAACCUGUAUGACUUUCGAUCCUGCUUUCUGUUUUCCAUUGAAACUCAGACGACUAUAGGAUAUGGCGUUCGAACGACAACCGAGGAAUGUCCUGAGGCAAUUUUCCUCAUGUGCCUUCAGUCAAUUUUCGGCGUAAUUGCUCAGGCUUUUAUGGUUGGGAUGGCUUUUGUGAAGAUGGCCCACAAGGGUAAUUCCUCAACGACCUUCCUCUUCUCCAAAUUCGCCGUGAUAAGCCAGCGAGAGGGUGCUCUAUGCUUGAUGUUUCGUGUUGCAGACAUACGGAAAAGUCGCAUAACAAAUGCCAGCAUAAGGAUGAGAUUAAUGCGAACCCAUACAAGUAAAGAAGGAGAAAAAUUGGCAGAAUUCCAGGAGGAAUUGCCGGCACAAAUUGAUGAGUGCACACCAUCGGAUGUCUUCCUGAUGUGGCCAACAGUGGUAAUUCAUCGCAUUGACUCCGCAUCACCACUCUACCACCUCUCACCGGCAACACUGAUGCAUGAUCACUUUGAAAUUGUUGUCCUGCUGGAAGCAACAAUUGAAUCCACAGGCUUAUUCACGCAAACACGAACGAGCUACCUCAAUAGUGAGAUCCUCUGGGGACAUCGCUUUGACUCAAUCACAUUCUACAAUCGCGAAUUUCAAUGCUACGACGUGGACUAUUCACGCUUCAAUGAGACCUUUGAGGUGGAGACACCCCUAUGCUCAGCCCAGGAAAUUGAUGAGUUUCUCAGUUUGUAGCGUACGACGAAUGGUGGUGGUGGAUGAUGGAGGCGCCGGGUGGUACCCCAUUGUUUAAAAAUAGUGCGAGAAGAAUAAAUAGAAUGCGGAAUGUAUUUACCUGGUGAAUUUACACCAAAUUGCUCUCGUCACAGCGUAUGAUGCCAAUACGAUCACCAAACAUUUACCGCGCAGUGCUACUUGAAUGUUUUCUCCCACGGCUGUGAGGAAGUCGCGAGGAUGGAUGGUCUCAAUAGCGCAUUAUAGGCAAUUAGCACCUUGUUGUGGUUGUUGUGUAUGCACAUUUGCUGUGAAGACAUUGUGUGUGGGAUCACGCGGUAGCCCCCUUGAAUAUAAUAAAUUUUUCUCACCGGUAAAACGCAAGAUCACAACUGUGUGCCGGGAGAUCAAUUCCUCUGGGCACCGACUUCUGUUCAAAACACCUGCCAAUCAGUCUGUGUCGAACCAUCGACGAACAGAGGCUUCUCUCAUAGGCAGUGCGCGACUUUUUCACACGGUCAUUUGUGUGUCAAGUAGAGGCUCUCGCGAUAUUGCCUGAAUCACUUCAUACGUGCGCUAUCAGGAGAUUAUCAGUGCGUGGACUCUCUGUGUGGCGCGAAAAAAUCAAAAUUAGGGAGUACUUACUUUUUUGGCGAUAAUGAGUGUUAAGAGAGAUUCCCCGAGUGAUCAGUCAUUGCUCUCCUCACCUUGGGAACAGCAUUCACCACAUAUUGUGAUCUCAACACUUGGGGAUCAUACACCGUCACCCUGUUCCCUCUCACCAGGUACACCGAACACCCCGUGUCGGACUCCCAAUGGAUCCAUUCGAAGGUAUACAUAUGUAGAAGCCCACCUCGUGCACCAGCGGGAACGAUUGCGCACAUCCAAGUCAAUUUGCAUACGACAGAAUUAUUCCAACCUUGGUAUUGAGACUGGUGCAUCUCAUUUGCAUUUCCUACCCACACACAAUACAGCUGCUGCAACGCUUCCGGAAGCAUUUAAUUCCACGAUCUGCAUUCUUUCGUCUCUGUCUCUUUCGUCUCUGCAACUUCUUCCCCAUUGUCCCCAAUCAUUCCCCGAAAAAAAAAUCCUCCAUCGUCAUAAGCUAAAAAGAAAAA
This is a messenger RNA of Lutzomyia longipalpis, 2267 nucleotides long. Its product is annotated as G protein-activated inward rectifier potassium channel 3-like. Gene Ontology annotation, cellular component: plasma membrane. NCBI's taxonomy places the organism in Eukaryota, Metazoa, Arthropoda, Insecta, Diptera, Psychodidae. Gene Ontology annotation, molecular function: inward rectifier potassium channel activity. The coding region runs from base 157 to 1170 and encodes 337 amino acids. Gene Ontology annotation, biological process: regulation of monoatomic ion transmembrane transport; potassium ion import across plasma membrane. The record is from RefSeq and is a predicted model, not a curated record. The transcript has 3 exons.